AUUUAGUUAAUCGUCCUCCUUUUUACAGUGCGGAUUUUCCUGGAACCGUUGUCUGCUACUGUUUUGAAUCGUUAAUAAUUUAUUUUAAAAUGCAAUAACACUGAAGCCACGUUGUGCCAGUUUGUCAAGGUUGCUUUUCCUGUGUUGUUUUUAGCUGCUAAUUCGCACGUUUACUGCGAUGGCCUCAGAUGGCAGCCUCCCUGAAGAGCAGUUCCUGUGUUCAAUCUGUCUGGAUAUGUUCUCUGAUCCAGUCUCUACUCCCUGUGGUCACAACUACUGCAAGACAUGUAUCACAGGGUACUGGGACAGCAGCGGCCAAAUACAGUGUCCCAUCUGUAAGCAAAGCUUCGGCAGUCGACCACAGCUCCAGGUCAACACAGGCUUCAGGGAUAUGGUGAAGCAUCUCAAGAGCAUGAGGGUGAAGGCGGAAGGUGAGAUACUUGUCAGACCAGGAGAAGUGCCUUGUGACAUCUGCGUCGGACCAAAGCUCAAAGCCCAGAAGACGUGUCUGGUGUGUUUGGCUUCGUACUGCGAGGGUCACCUCGAGCCUCACCUGCGGGUGGCAAGUUUCAAGAAGCACAAGCUGACCGAGCCCGUGCCAAACCUGGAGGACAGGGUGUGUACGAAGCACGACAAGAUGCUGGAGCUCUUCUGUCAACCAGACCAGGUGUGCAUUUGUUUCAUGUGUUUGAAAGACGACCAUGUGGGUCAUAAAGCUGUUCCACUCGAGCAAGCCCACAGGGAAAAGGCAGCACAGCUCCAGAGUGCAACGUCAGGGAUGAAAAUAAUGGAAGAAGCUAAAUCCAGUACUGUUAAAGAAGUCAAAGACUCAAUCCAGCAGAGGAGGGUUAAGUCAGACAGUGAUAUAUCGAGCAUCAAUGCAUUUUUCGCGCUUCUGGUGGCCUCUUUGAAAUGUAGGCAGUCAGAGCUGAUUGGGGUGAUCCAGGAGAAGCAGAAAGAAGCAGAGACGGAAGCCGAAAGGCGAGUCGCACAGCUGGAGCAGGAACUUGCCGAGUUGAGGAGGAGAAGAUCUAAAAUGGAGCAGCUUUUACAAACAGAGGACAAUCUCCACCUGCUGCAGAACUGGCCAUCCCUUCACCUACCCACACACACUGAGGACCUUUUCAGCCCUGCACCACAGCAACUUCCUGAUAGCAGUCCUCAGAUCUAUGCGGGGAUUGUGAAAAAAGCCGUGGAACGGAUGGGAAAGGCAAUCACUAAUGAGAUGGAGUUGCUCCUCCAUGAGGUCAGGCUGUCUGAUAGCUGUGAGGUACCUAAAACAGAAGAUGCAACUGAAGAACCGAUGAUGGCUGUUGCUUUCAUUCAGGAUUUGUCGAAACCUGAGGAUAAGCUGGCGAUGAUUCAGCAGUGCCAUACAGUGAACGUGAAAUUGAAUGUGUUCACGGUCUCCACUGGACUUGCGCUGUCUGAGGAUGGGAAGCGGCUGGGAUUUCAUCAGGACACGUGGGUUUACCCUGCUGAUCUCACUUAUAAUUCUGAACAACCCCCUUUUGUCCUGGCGACUGAGGGUUAUUCCUCAGGCAAGUUCUACUAUGAGGUUCAAGUCCAUGGCGUUGGCAACUUUUGGGUGGGUGUGGUCAAUCCGACCGUGUCAAACAAAGGAUGCUGGAUACUUGCAUUGUACACCACCAGUUGGGAGUGCUAUUCAGUUUUUGACACAUCUCGCUCAGAAACCCUGUUCCUGAGACAGAAACCGGAGAGAGUUGGAGUGUUUGUGGAUUAUGAAAACAAAGAGGUGUCCUUCUAUGACAUGGAUGCCAAGACUUUGAUCUACUCCUUCACCGGAUGCAAUUUCACUGACGCUUCCAUACUGAGGUCUUUUCUCAGUUCGAUGGCCGGUGGUUUUUUAAAUUCAAGGCAAAAGCUCUUUCCUGCCUUUUCGAUUUUUGGGGCUGCUAACGGCAGUGAACUAGUAAUCACACAUGUAGCUGAAACACCUUAAAGUUCCUCCAGAACAAAGGCCCGUAAUUGGACUGACCAACUUCUAUUCAGGACAACACCCAUUCUACAUAAGGACACAAAAUAAUUUGAACCAGCAUACAUCAACAGAACAUCUUUGGUUUUUCAUGGAGUUCCUGCUUAGUUCCUUAAAAAAUCUGCAGGUUGCAAAAUUGUUUCGAAAGCAUCAAGUGGGCAUACCAAACUUUGUUCCUUCCUUCUGAUUUUUUUUAUCCUGAACUUUUUACAAACAUAUAGAUCAAAUGUACAGUCAGGUAAAGUCAAAAGAGAACAAAACAUGAAAAAAAACUGAAAAACAGCAACAAUAACAUGGAGAAAUACUUUUGCUUGUGUGAUUUUUUUUUUCAUAGUAAUGUGCCUGCAGGCAGGAUGCAAUGUAGGUGUUUGACCAGAAGGUGGCACCAUUAUUUAUUAAUCAAGGGUCUGCUCAACUUAUAUUCUUAUAUCUAUAUUCUUUCUUUAUAUCACUUUAUCCAGUGUAGGGCCAUCAGGGGCUGAUGCUGCUGGCUGCAGUUUAAUUCAACUUACACUAUGUACAGAUCCUCAGUUCAUCACAUGGACCCAACACACACUCACAGAGAGAUAAUCACACACGCAUUCACAGCUUUAGGCAUGUCAGAGUCAGUAAUUAGCUGCAAAUGCAUGUUUCUGGACUGGACAUUGGAGCACCUGAGAGAACAUGCAAACUCCACUCAAAAGAUCAAACUCAAAUUUGGAGAUUUUCACUAGUAGGUGGGAAUACUAGCUCCUAAUCCACUACUAUGUGGUCUUUAUGUAAAAAUGAAGUGAUAACAACUGUCAAUGAUGGCGAUUUUUUUCUCACAGUUAAUAAGUGUAUAUCUAAGCAUUAAUUUUGGAACACAUUCUUUUUUUUGCGUCAUUUGAUUGAAUUUAACUAGAGUAUCAUAAGCAAUAUAUCAUUUCUUGUACUUCUGUCAGCCUUUUGCAGCUAUUUAAUCACUUCUCUGUUUUUAAAAAAAUAUGGUUAUGAAUGCAAGGCAAUGCAAUAAUCAGAAUGCUUGAACAAAAAUACAAUACAACAGCUUUAAAACGUGUUUUACUUCUGUUGAAAAUGUUAUGUAAGAUGCUACUCAGAAUUCACGUCUGUUCUGUUACAUUACAGUGAGUUACAUGAUUUUGUUCUCCUUUUUGUUUCGUAAUUGCAUGACUUUCUGUUCAGAUCUGCAGAAUUAAAGCCCCAAUAUAAAAGCAAUAAAACUGCCGCAAACAAAGAAUUUUGUAUGUAUUUUUAUUUCAGAACUCUACUUGAAGUCUUCACUGUGAGAGAAAACAGAGAAAGAAGUCAACACAGUGAAUAAAUCCUCACUGUUCAUUAGGAUAGCAGAAGAUUGCAUUGGUCCGUCGCUCCUAAUGUGUUUCUGUAAAGGGGAACUUUAGCCAGCGCACUUUUUAUACCUCAACUGGCUGACUGACUGGCGCCCAGGGAACUGGGACACAGUGUAUGUUUGUGUUGGUCUGCGUAUGUGUGUGUGUGUGUGUGUCAUUUUUACAUGUUUACAAUUUGCUUAAAGAGGCAUACAUGGUUGUUGUGCUGUUGAACUCUGACUUUAAAACAGAAAUGAUUUCUUUGCUGCAAUAAUAAACUAUCAAAAAUGCA
Molecule: messenger RNA, 3598 nt
Organism: Salarias fasciatus (jewelled blenny)
Lineage: Eukaryota; Metazoa; Chordata; Actinopteri; Blenniiformes; Blenniidae
Product: tripartite motif-containing protein 16-like
Exons: 2
Coding region: 179-1963 (594 amino acids)
Molecular function (GO): protein binding; zinc ion binding
Source: RefSeq, a predicted model, not a curated record